Messenger RNA from Acyrthosiphon pisum (pea aphid), 2999 nucleotides. Its product is annotated as serine protease inhibitor 4, serpin-4-like. The record is from RefSeq and is a predicted model, not a curated record. Bases 371 to 1528 code for a protein of 385 amino acids. Gene Ontology annotation, molecular function: serine-type endopeptidase inhibitor activity. NCBI's taxonomy places the organism in Eukaryota, Metazoa, Arthropoda, Insecta, Hemiptera, Aphididae. The transcript has 8 exons.
CUCGACAAUAUAAAUUGACAACGCAUAGAAAUUAUAUUAACGUCACUCUCAUAGGAAACUCCGCUUCCAAACAAUAACCAUUAAGAUUAACAAUAAUUUAUUAGAUAAUAAUUUACCAUAAUAAUUUACAUAAUAUAUUAUAUUACUAAUAAAAACAUAAAUCGUUCUCAUUCUUUUCAGGCGACACGAACGCAACGAACGAAUUAUUCGUAGUUACGUGUGAAAUUAAUCGCAAGAAGUCAUACGGUUGUGCAUUUUUAAUCAAAGAAAACCACCACGGCUACUCGCAGGUCGCGAUCAUCUCAUUGAACUCUGCACAUUUUAAUUUCUAAACAACCAGUUCGCAGAAAACGAGAAAUACCGACGGAAUAUGAGUGACGAUCCAACAAAUAUGGCACUCAAUACAAAUUAUGAAAACGCAUUGAGCUUGGCAAAUCAUGAUUUUUCGUUUUCUUUGUACAAGGAAUUGGCCAAAACUGAAAACGGAAAUAUUUUCUUUUCUCCAUUCAGUAUUCAUGUGAUUAUGUUUAUGGCUAGCAUGGGAGCAGCUUCAAAAACCUUUGACGAAAUGAUAAACACUAUACAUUUAAAUGAAACUACUCAUUCAAUGGAAGGAUAUAGAACGUUAUUGGAAGACUUACUAAGUAACAAUGAAAAUUUGAAAAUGGCAACCGGAAUGUUUGUUGAUGAAACUUUCAACGUUAAAAAAAGUUUUGUGGAAAACUCUAUGAAAUAUUUAAAAUCUUCUAUGGAAAAAAAGAAUUUCAAGGAUGAUCCAGAAAAACAGCGCAAAUAUUUAAAUGAUUGGGUUUUAAGCAAAACCAAUAACAAAAUUAAAGAUUUAUUUCCUAAAGAUUCCAUUACUAAAGACACUGCCUUAGUAUUGGCAAAUGCUGUGCAUUUUCAAAGUUCUUGGGUAUAUAAAUUUAAAGAUGCUGAAGACGACUCAUUUUAUAUUACUCCGAGCAACAAAGUACCAGUCAAAAUGAUGACUCUCGUACAUGAUUUGCAAUACUAUCAUGAUAGUGAUCUAAAAUUCGCCGCACUUGAAUUACCCUAUGAACACUAUGCUUUUAAAAUGAUUAUUUUAUUGCCCGAUGCUAAAGAUGGUUUGAAAGAACUGGAAAAUAACUUAUCAAAAAUUAAUUUGAAUGAUAUUUCAAAUAAAAUGUCCCAGUAUCAUGUUACUGUCAAAUUGCCUCGUUUCAAAUUAGAACAGUCACUGCAAUUAGAAGAUACAUUAUCCAACCUUGGAUGUCCAACAAUGUUUACACAAGCGGCAAACUUUUCUAACAUUGUUGAACAUGGUGAUCUGCAUGUGAGUAAAGUGUUGCAUAAGGCAUAUGUCGAUGUCAAUGAAAAAGGAACUGAGGCUGCAGCAGCUACAGGUGUAAAUAUAAUUUUACUGAGCCUUCCUGUACAACUACCCAAAGUGUAUUUUGUUGCUGAUCACCCUUUUCUUGUUUCAAUUAUAUCUAGAAAAAAGACUAUUUUAUUUAUGGGCCGUUUAUCAAAACCAUUAAAAUAAUAAUAUUGUUUCUAACUUUCAGUUAUUAUAUAAUUAAUAUAACAUUUAGCAUAUUUCAACGCUUACAUUUUUUUACUUAUACAAAUAUUAAGCUACUACCGGUGGGUCAAGUGGGCGAUGUGAAUAAUAUUGACAUUUUGUAGGCUUAAAUCUCCAAUAUUCAUUUGUAGCAAUAGGUACUCAUUGUACAUUAAAUAUUUGAAUAUAUCCUAUAACAAAUGAGGGUUGCAAGUCACUUGCAUCCUAUACUCAUCUUAAAUUUUCUCAGGAGACAACUUAAGAUUCGAUGUGUUUAGUUAUUUAUCUUAAGUACAGAGUAUAAAGUAUUACUUAUUUUCUAUUACUCUAUAACUUGACUUUUCUAAGAGUUUUUUUUUCUCCCUCAGAUUUUCUCAGCGCUUCUACUUUUCUCUUAUUUUCCAUCUUAAAUAACCAAUAGUGAAGUAAAUAUUUCAAAAUCACCAAACAACACACUACAGUAAAAAAUACACUUUUAUGAAUUAAGAUUAUUACAUUGAUUGUACGAAAGUACGAAACUGUCAUAUAGUUAUCAGCUUAUUAAUCCAUCGAUAAUAUAUUAUAAUUAUUAUAUUAUAUAUUUUUUAUUAUUAUUUUUUUUUUUAUUUAGGUAAUUUUAAGUAAAUAGGUACUCAGUGGCUAAACGUGGGAUUUAUUAAUCGAUUGAUAUAUUAAACUUCAUAUUAAGUUAUAAAUAGGGCGUGGAUUUAAAUGCAAUAAAAAAAAAAAAUGCCUAAAAAAUUCUAUUUAAUGCACUAAUAUUACAAAGCUUAAUUAAAUGCCCAAAGAUAUGUAAAUCCAAUUUAAAAGAAUACAAAAUAGAAUUUAGAUAAGUAGGUAGGUAUAUACUAUAUAGUUGUUAUAUUUUGUGUUUCAUUAUAACACUGAUCAAUCAGAUGCUAUUCUUGAUAUUUAAAAAAAAAACUUGGACAUUAAUAAUUGGAAAGUGUUUUUACUUUUUUUUGUAUGACUGAAGUCAUAGAAGCGAAUAUAAUACGUAAUAAAAAUAGAAUUAAUAGUAAAAAAAAUGUAUUUAAUCAUAUUGAUUUUUAUAAAAUUUAUAAAAAUUCCUUCAAAACCAUAAAUUUUCAUAGAAAUACCAAUAGAAGCUCCAAAAAUCAAUACAUUUUUAAAAAAAUGCUAAAUAAAAAUUUCAGUUUUCAAUUCUUUGAUGUAUAAAAUGAAUUUUUUGUUUGGAAAACAAUGUUUUAGAAAAUUCGGAAAAGAAUGUAAUUUAUAUUUAAAUUCACGAACUAGUUAUAUAAAAUAGUUAUAAAUAACCUAGUUAUAAAUAAUAAUUUCUGAUGAUGCAUUGACAACGAGAAGGACAAUCAGCCGAACCGAAAUCUAAAAUCUUAAACACCUAAUAAAAACAAUUUUUCACACUCGCGCGUUAUGAUACGCAAAUACAAAUUAUUUAUAAUUUAUACCUACCUACCGAUUUUAUUAUAAA